Larimichthys crocea (large yellow croaker) is the source of this 5755-nucleotide messenger RNA. It is a transcript of the gene itgb5, whose product is annotated as integrin, beta 5. Gene Ontology annotation, biological process: cell adhesion mediated by integrin; cell migration; transforming growth factor beta receptor signaling pathway. The transcript has 16 exons. The record is from RefSeq and is a predicted model, not a curated record. Gene Ontology annotation, cellular component: focal adhesion; integrin complex; cell surface. Lineage: Eukaryota; Metazoa; Chordata; Actinopteri; Sciaenidae. Gene Ontology annotation, molecular function: integrin binding. The coding region runs from base 507 to 2924 and encodes 805 amino acids.
UUCCAGCUGGGACGCAAACCCGACAAACCGAGAGAGCAACAGACUCUGUGGAAAGGACUGAGCGCGGAUCUGAGUGCGUGUUUGUGUCCAUGUGUCCGGACUCUGUUUGGAUUCUCCCCGUUCGGGUUUAGACGCACCGUGACCGACAGGAGCCGAGAACUCGAUGGAGGAGCCGUGGAUCCGCUGUCAGCUAUGGGAGAAGUAGUCAGGACGUGGAAGGCGAGCAGAGGCGUCCGACAGGGACAGCGAGACCAGAGCACAGAACUUUAAAACAAUGGAAAAGUGUCCUCCGUGUCCACACCGAUCCUCCAGCACAAGUCCGCCCUGAGGCUGCCGUGGAGCUCAGACGGUCCAAACACUUUGACUACUCAUCAACAGGCUGCAGUCAAUGAGAGCUGUGUCCGUGCACUAACACAUCACACACACACACACACACACACACACACACACACACACACACGGAUCCGGUAUUUGACCAAGCGCUGAUAAACACAGCGAGCCGCACCAUGUGGAGCCCGAGGACGGGGACGUGGAUGUGGCGAGCGGCUCUGUGCUGCAUGCUCCUGGAAACAUGUCUGCACAGUGCCAGAGGUCUCAACAUGUGUAUGAGCGGCAGCGCUACGUCCUGUGAAGAAUGCCUCCUGAUUCACCCCAGUUGCGCCUGGUGCGCACAAGAGGAGUUUGGGAGGGGGCGGUCUCUGACGUCGCGCUGCGAUUUUAGUCAAAACCUGCAGAAGAGGGGCUGUGAGUCACGGUUCAUCGAGUUCCCCACCAGCAGCAUUUCUAUCCUGCGUAACAGGCCCCUGAGUUCUAAAGGGUCCGGGUCGACCCAGUACGAUGUUGUCCAGAUCAUGCCUCAGAAGAUCUCUCUCAGCUUGCGGCCAGGAGACCAGACUUGGUUUGGACUGCAGGUUCGUCAGGUUGAGGACUACCCUGUGGAUCUCUACUACCUGAUGGACCUCUCUCUUUCCAUGAAAGAUGAUCUGCACACCAUCCGUAACUUGGGCACCAAGCUGGCUGAGGAGAUGGGCAAGCUCACCAGCAACUUCAGGCUGGGCUUUGGUACCUUUGUGGACAAAAACAUGUCUCCUUUCUCUUACACAGCACCCAAGUACCAGGAGAAUCCAUGCAAUGGAUACAAACUGUUCCCCAACUGCGUCCCCACCUUCGGCUUCCGCCACAUCCUCUCACUGACAGAUAAAGUGGACCGAUUCAACGAGGAGGUGCAGAAGCAGAUGGUGUCUCGGAACCGGGACGCACCGGAGGGCGGGUUCGACGCCAUCCUGCAGGCAGCGGUUUGUAAGGAGGAGAUCGGUUGGAGGAAGGAGGCAUACCACCUGCUGGUGUUCGCCACGGACGACGUACCUCACCUGGCUCUGGACGGCCGGUUGGGCGGCCUUGUCCAGCCCCACGAUGGACGGUGUCACCUGAAUGACAAGAAUGAGUACAGCGCUUCCACGAAGAUGGACUAUCCGUCUCUGGCUCUUCUGGGGGAGAAACUGGCAGAAAAUAACAUCUUCCUCAUUUUUGCAGUGACAAAACGUCUCUACGUGAUUUAUAAGAAUUUCACUGCGCUCAUACCUGGAACCACAGUAGAAAUCCUGGACCAGGACUCUAAGAAUGUCAUCCAGCUGAUCAUCACAGCUUACAAUAACAUCCGUUCUAAAGUGGAGCUGUCGGUGUGGGAUCACCCAGAGGACAUCAGCCUUUCCUUUACCGCUACCUGCCAGGAUGGACGGCCGCUGCCGGGCCUCAGGAAAUGCGCCGACUUGAUGAUAGGAGACACUGUAUCGUUCAACGUGAGUGUGGAGGCAAGGGGCUGCCCUCCCCGCGGCGCUGACCACAGCUUCACUAUCAAGCCGGUGGGGUUCAAAGACCGCCUGGAGGUGGUUGUCGACUAUCAGUGUGACUGCGGCUGCAGUCGGACGGCACAAACCAACAGCAGCAUCUGUAGUUCUAUAGGUACUUAUAACUGUGGGACUUGCCACUGCGAGCCAGGAUACCUGGGCGCCCGCUGCGAGUGCCAGGAGGGCGAGGCCAGCAGCAUGUACCUGAGCGCCUGCCGGGAAGCCGAGGGCAAGCAGAUCUGCAGCGGGCGAGGAGAGUGCAGCUGCAACCAGUGCCUGUGCUACGAGUCCGAGUUCGGCAAGAUCUACGGCAGCUUCUGCGAGUGCGACGACUUCUCGUGCGCCCGGCACAAAGGCAUCCUCUGCUCAGGUCAUGGAGAGUGUCACUGUGGGGAGUGUAAAUGCCACGCUGGUUACAUUGGCGACAACUGUAACUGCUCCAUGGAGACGUCGUCCUGUAUUUCGGGUGACGGGAGGAUGUGCCACGGGCGUGGAAACUGCGUGUGCGGCCGCUGUCAGUGUACUGAGCCAGGGGCAUUUGGAGACACGUGUGAAAAAUGCCCCACCUGCCCCGACGCCUGUGGCACUAAAAGAGAGUGCAUCGAGUGCCGGCUUUUCAACUCCGGACGGCUCGCAGACAACCAGACCUGCCAGCGCCUGUGCAAAGAUGAAAUCAUCACUGUGGAGACCCUCAAAACAGACGACCCCGGCGCUGUGCUCUGUCUCUACAAGACAGACAACGACUGUGUUAUGAAGUUCACGUAUUCUGAGCACGCCAGCGGAACAUCCAUCCUCACAGCUCUGAAAGAGCCAGAGUGCGGUGGUGGGACGGAUGCUCUCACGGUGCUGCUCGCCGUGGUCGGCAGCAUCCUGCUGGUGGGAGUGGUGCUGCUCGCCGUCUGGAAGUUGGUCAUCACCGUUCACGACCGCCGAGAGUUUGCACGCUUCCAGAGCGCGCGCUCGCGAGCCCGAUACGAGAUGGCCUCCAACCCUCUGUAUAAGCAGCCCGUCUCUACACACUUUGUGGAAACAGAUUUCAACAUGUAUGGGAAGUCUUACAACGGAGGGGUCCACUGAUUCCUCAGCAGAGGGCACGGCAGGACCGGUCCAACAAACAGAUCCCUGGAGGAUGGAGGGGGGUGGGGUGGGGUACAAGGACUUGAACACACUCAUCCCUCUGCACGGGUAACAGACGUGAAACGAACUAGACUGUGUCCGAGAGGAGAAUCUGUGGCCUUUUUAUCUUUACGGAGGAGAUUCAAGCCUACCACAGAGACAGGAUGUGAAUUUAUUUUUUUUUCUUCAUCUGUGUUUCAUCGGCAGCAGCAGCAGCAGGCGGUCGGCGGAGGAGCAACGAAUCAUGAACUCCUUGUUCUGGUUUAGAAAGAGAGAGUAGAGUUAGCUGUGUGUUUGUUUGCAGUUACACAAAAUAAACAGACUCUCUGAUGAAAACCAUAACUCUCCCCACAUAAAACCACACAUCCAUCCUUUGUACAGAGCAGACAGCAGCACACGUCGGCUUAUAUUUGUAUUUUUAUUUUUAUAAACACUAAAAAUGCCUUUUUUAGUCUAAACUAUGCACCCGAAAGAGCUCUGAACAGUUUGAAUAUCACUUUGCAUCAAAUAACAGAAUCAGAUGUACAGGAUUAUUAAAAAGCACAUGUUUCUGAAGGUGCACAUGAAGAUGUUGUGGUACUACUAACAUUUACUAAGCAAUAGACUUCUUACCUUCAGUUUGCACAGAGAAUAUUAAGAGUCAAGUCUCUGAAGAUUUCAAUUUUCUUUUGUGUUGUGUAUGUGUUUGUGUAUGCUCCAGUUGCACUCCCUAUCUUCAUCUUAGUUGCAGGGUACCAACUAACCCCCCUCAGCCUGAGCCCUUAAAGCAGAAGGACGGUGUUAUUAAUGUUUUUGGACAAAUCUCAACAAAAGACCAAAACCAACAAUGUGGAAGUCUUUCAGUCUGUCUCAAUGCUUUCAGACACAAAUAACAUUUGUUUUUGCUGAAGAUAAUUUUUUAAGUCUCUAAAUCUCCUAAAACAGCGGAGUUCUCUGGUUUGUAGCAAACAUUCCUUUGUCAGUUUCAGCUUUAGGAUUUGUUUCUGUUUCCUCUCAUUGUAAAAUGAAGAUCUUUGAAUGUUUGGACAGCUGAUCAGACGAAACAAACAAUCUGUAGACAUUACCUUGCGCAUUAGGAAGCUGUGGGAGGUGUAUUCUCUAAAUGAAUGGAGAAAAUAAUAGGUAGAUUUAACUGUAAUGAAAAUCAUUGCUAUGUGCAACAUGUGGCUCAUUUGUGCGAUUUUGAAACAAAUGGAGCUCUGUACGGAAGCCCGAAGAGGCAAAUAAGAAAAUAUCUGGUGAUCUAUUUUCUCAUUUUCAUCUAAGUCUGAUCUAAAUAUUUUUUUUCUCCUGUAUUUCAUGAACUCAGGACAGGAAAAAAAAAUAUUUUGGCAGCUGUAAAACAUUGUUUUUGUCAGGAUCAUGUUUAUUGAUGUCAUACGUAUUUUGGCCACAAGAGGCUGAUUUGCACCACAACCCCAUGUUCUAAAACUAAAGAGAUCAAGACUAUUAAAGUUUUCUUCCAGGUUUAAUUUCAUGAAUCUUUUUUGUGUUUAGGAUAGAGUAAUUAAAAACCUAUUUUUUAAAAAAUGAACUGUCUAAAAUUGUGUCUAAAAAUGAUUUUUGUAUCUUUUUUUCUUUGGAGGCAGCUUGAUGGUGCAGUGAUUAGCAAAGUUUGCAUAGUGUGUGUUCUCUCGGGUACUCCAUGUAGGGAAACUGGUGACUGUAAAUCGCGUCACAAGUCUGAAUAUGAUCGUGACUGAUCGUUUGUCUCUACGUGUCAGCUCUGUGAUGAAUUGACGUGUGCCCCUCCUCUCGCCCAAUGUCAGUUGGGAUUGGGGCCAUCCCUCUGCCACCCUGAAAAGGAUAACAAAUUAAAAAUGAAUGGGUGAAAUUAAUAAAUAAAUGUUCUUAAGUCAUAAACACAUAAACAAUUUGGAUUAGACUUUAAAAAAUGGUUCAGUAGAAUUUUUUUUUUUUUUUUUUUUUUUUUUUUUUUUCACUUGACUCUGGGCUUCCGUAGCUCCAUGCCUCAGAGGAGUGCGAUAUAUCAAGCUUUGAAUACUCAAAUGUGUGUGUGUUGGAGCGUUCAUUGUUGGUUUUGGUCUUUCGGUUGGAUCUGUCUGCAGUAUAAUGUAUUAUAAUAUGAAAUAUCACCAGAAUUCAGAGAUGACGUCACAUAAUAAACACUGCCUAUCCAGCACUGUGUUCACUGCCUUAACACGUCCUCAUAUGAUAAAGCAGACUUGUCACAGUCUGAUGAUUAGUUUUGGGCAUACUGGCUGCUACAUUAUGAAGUCCCUGUGAUGCUGGGUCCACCCUGUCUGCACAGGGAGAGGGUGGAAACUUUGAGACAUCUCAGAGGAGAAGUGUCCGAUGUCAUAAAUCUCCCAUCGGUGUUCCCACAGGAAGAGGUGGAGUCUGAACUGUCACAGGGAAAUUCGACAGUGAGAAGAUGGGUCGAGCGUGGGCGGUCUGUGGCCUUUUUUAUUCUGUGACGGUCGCAUGGUAAAAGUGGCGUGGGACGUGGAGUUUGUAUGUGCAGGAGUGUGUUUGAGUGAAAAGAGUGUGUGCAGAUAAUCCAUGGGUUUGUAUGCUCAUACGGUGCCAAAUGAAAUGAAAUGUUUUCAGUUGGGGAGUUUUGACUUUGCUUGGCUGCGUGUCUCGGCACAGUUUAUUAAACUCUCAUACCCCACACGUCUAUUUAGCUCACACAUAAAUCUCUAGCAUAAAAAGUUCUUUCUGUACAGUUUUCACAUGGACCAACAGUCCACAGAUGGACUCACACCACUACAUGUUUAUGUAACGCUGCACACACAGCAAGAACAAUAAAUUUGCUUAUGUCAAAAGCC